GGCAGCGGUGUGUGAGAUGAUGGUGACAGCAGCUUGUUUGUUUAUGUUCCUGUGAUUUUAUUGGGUUUAUUUUAGCCGCUCGAGCCCGUUAUAGAGCUUCAUUAUGGCUCUGAGUUCAGGGCUUUGGGCUCCGGCGGUACAGCCGGGCUCCGGUUCGGGCUGCGGCACUGUGCUGAUGUCAGUGCGGGUGUCGGUCUCCUCUCUGCGGGCUCUGUUCCCUCCGUCAGCCGGACACGAUGAAGCUGCUCUCCGCCUGCAGCUCAGCAUGGACCCGCACUGCCCGGGAGAGUUCCGCCUCACCCUCAGAGACACCGGCACCAAGGGCCGGAUCCUGACCCUGGCGGAGUUCGACCUGCGCUCGGUGAGGUACGAGAUCAAGUCGCCCCGCUGUCACGAGCUCCGAGUCAUCAAGGCUCCGCACGACACGCUCAGCUUCACCUUCCGCAGCGAGCAGGAGGCGCAGGAGUGGGCCACCGUGGUGAUGUCAUCGCUCAGGGAGGCCCACAGAGGUCAGAGUUCACUCUCAGUUCUGUAUCACGUUGCUGGCAUUGACGUUUACCACACUGAUACUGCAUCACAGUGUCUGAAUACUGCAGAACAAAACACAACCUUGUCGAUAUCAGCUAAAGAGGAGUUGUGUAUUGAGCUGGCUAGAGCCAUAGAGGCUGGAGACACACGGGCUGCGGUGCAGAACGCCACAAUGCUGGCACGCCACCAGAUGGCGCUCACCAUCCAGCCCACGUUAAAGGACUUUGAAGACAACGAGAUCAGCUUGGCUGUGGCAGUUGAAGAUGCCACAUCGUCCUGUUGUGUCUCCGUCAGAGUCCUUCCCCAUGCAACCGUGGGUGCUCUUAAACAGCAGAUGUUUGCGGAGUACGGUUUCCACCCCAGGGUCCAGCGCUGGGUCAUCGGUCAGUGCUUGUGCUCCGAGCAGCGCACGCUGGCGUCGUACGGCGUGUGUCGGGACGGAGACACCGCGUUCCUUUACCUCCUCUCAGCACGCCACGCUCGCCUCAGCCGACUGCAGUGCCAGCAGGACCAGGAGAGCGCACUUCUUACAGCCACACCCACACCCAAACCAGCGCCGCCCCCGGCACCACUCGCUCAUGACUGGAGGGGCUACAGCACUCUACCUCCCAGGCUCCAUCACUCCAAUACAGUGAGCGGUGGUGGAGGAGCUGAAAAACACAGCAUCGGUGACAUCAUGCAUCUGGAGAGGAUAAACCUGGGCAGUCCAAGUCUGAGACCGGCUAACACACAGGUGGGCUGGUCGUGCCCCUCUUGUACAUUCAUAAACAAGUCAGCGAGGCCAGGCUGUGAAAUCUGCAGCACCGAAAGACCCAACCCGCAUGGCACGAGCCAAGCCGAGCAGGCAGCGCUUCUUCUAUAAGAGCGUUUUUUUCUUCUCUCAGUUUUCACACUGUGAACUCGAUCAGGCUGAACGUAGCCGACAUGAACCUGUAAAUUAAUACGUGGAAGAAAUGAGAAGACUGAUCAUUCAGCCUUGCACACACAUUUAGUAAACAGAGGUGAAGUCCGACUCCCGAGCUCCGUAAGAACUACUCCAUAAGAUUUAAGAACCACCUAAAGGUUUAUUUUGCAUGUCAAGUGCCAUCUGUCCCUGGUCAAACCAUUGUUCAUCUGUUUCAAAGACAACUACACCACGUCUUGAUCUUUAAAAAAAAAACCAGCAGCUUUAAACUGAGAUUUUGGGGAGGUGUUCCAGUAGGAACCUUUAAUCUUUGGUUUGUUAGAGUCUUCAGUGAAAGAUUAUUUUUAAGUAAGCUCUUUUCACCUCUCGUAAAUGCAGUUUUACACUCAGCCAGUGGCCGGAAUCCAUUUAGUGCUUCAAGAUAAUCUCGAGUGCAAUGGCUAGGCCACCUGAAAUGGAAAAUGUGGGGUUCGCUACAAGUAAACUCCAUGUUUGAGAUUCAGUUUAUCACUUAUUUACCAUAAAUUACAUUAAAUAAACAGUCUUGGAAAUAGCAGAAAUUAGUUUAAAUGCAACCUAUAAAACUGGAUUUAUUAUUAUUUUUACCUUAACUGUUCAUUGUUGGGGGUGGCAUGGUGUCUCGGUGGGUAGCACUGUUGCCUCACAGCGAGAAGGUCCUGGGUUCGAACCCCAGGCGGAGCGGUCCGGGUCCUUUCUCUGUGGAGUUUGCAUGUUCUCCCCGUGUCUGCGUGGGUUUUUGGGAGCUCCGGUUUCCUCCCACAGUCCAAAAACAUGCAGCCAGGUUAAUUGGAGACACUGAAUUGCCCUAUAGGUGAAUGGGUGUGUGUGUGUGUGUGUGCCCUGCGAUGGUCUGGUGCCCUGUCCAGGGUGUUACUGUGUGCCUUGCGCCCAUUGAAAAGCUGGAAUAGGCUCCAGCACUCCCCCGCGACCCUGAUUGGAUAAGUGGUUAAGAAUGUGAGUGAGUGAUUGAUUGAGGGUUUAUUGUUGGCCAACAUUAUUAAACUAAUUUAUUAGAUGUACCGUGGCACAAUGGCACAGUGGGUAGCACUGUCGCCUCACAGCAAGAAGGGCCUGGGUUCGAUUCCCCGGCCGGACGGCCAGGGUCCUUUCUGUGUGGAGUUAGCAUGUCAACCCAAGGGGGGUCGGCCAAAGCCCUGAUGGAUUGGUGAACUGUCUGGGUUGUGUUCAGUGUGUCCAGGCAAACCGGAUCAGAAAAAAAGUGGUGGUAAAUGAAAUGUAAUGAAAAAAAUUACUAAAUUAUUAAGUAAACAUAAUAAUAAUAAUUAUAAUAAAUAGUAGUAGUAUUGACACUGCAACGUCAUUAGCUAUCCAUGAACCAAAGAUAGCUAAACCCAUGAAGCUGCACCGUUCUGACGCUUAAGUUUUUCUCCACUUCUCAUGUAGCUUCAUAGUCUGAUAAUAAAUAAAUGAAAGAACGAAUUUGUGAUGCCCUGUGAUGAACCACUGCCCCAACAAGGUACUGUGGCAGUGUUCCUGGAAUAAAACCCAGUGUGACGCUGAUCAGUCUGUAGGUCCUGGAUUCUGUAAAGACGCUUUGAGUCAAAGUUCAUUGUAAAAAGUGCUAUACAAACAAAUAAAUAAAUAAAUAAAAUCGA
This is a messenger RNA of Trichomycterus rosablanca, 3069 nucleotides long. It is a transcript of the gene sharpin, whose product is annotated as SHANK-associated RH domain interacting protein. Gene Ontology annotation, molecular function: ubiquitin-protein transferase activity; ubiquitin binding. Gene Ontology annotation, cellular component: ubiquitin ligase complex. The coding region runs from base 104 to 1390 and encodes 428 amino acids. Lineage: Eukaryota; Metazoa; Chordata; Actinopteri; Siluriformes; Trichomycteridae. The record is from RefSeq and is a predicted model, not a curated record. Gene Ontology annotation, biological process: protein linear polyubiquitination; proteasome-mediated ubiquitin-dependent protein catabolic process; positive regulation of canonical NF-kappaB signal transduction. The transcript has 8 exons.